Messenger RNA from Zingiber officinale, 1668 nucleotides. Its product is annotated as ultraviolet-B receptor UVR8-like. Bases 175 to 1668 code for a protein of 497 amino acids. The transcript is spliced from 6 exons. The record is from RefSeq and is a predicted model, not a curated record. NCBI's taxonomy places the organism in Eukaryota, Viridiplantae, Streptophyta, Magnoliopsida, Zingiberales, Zingiberaceae.
CUAAGCAUUGAGUUCUUGCGAGUUUAGGCAAUCUGAUUAUAUUUUUUUUCCCUCUUUUCCUCAUUCUGAUUCGAUUAUAUAUCAGAAGCCUCUUCUUUCUUCUCGGCGUCGGUUGAUUAUUUCUUCAGGGGUGCCGAUCAAGCUUGUAAAGCAAGCAUCUUGAGAGAGCUUACAAUGGCUGAUAACAGUGGACGACCCUUCUGUAUCGGGGAUUUGCCGGCCCACUUAAUUCUGGAGAUAUUGAGCUCCGGCCAACUAUGUGCGUCCGACCUCGCAUGUUUCGAGACGACUUGUCGAAUGUUCAGUGGCGUUCAUGCGCUCGAACCCAUCCAGUUUCUGUCCAUCGUUGAAUUUGCUGCAUGCCGCCACUGCGAAGACAAUUCAAUCUUCAGUUCUCUCCCUCCCGAUGCGCGUUCAAAGCUACUCCGCCGUUGCGGCGAUAACUGGAAGAAGGUCCUCAGGUUCUUGCAGUCAGUGGAGCAAUCCUUCAGUAGCGUCAAGACAUCAGCAGGCGAAAUGCAAAUAGCCACUGGAAAAUAUCAUACCCUCUUAGUUCAUGAUAUGUCAGUUUACUUUUGUGGAUCUAGUUUAAGUGGGGUGCUCGAUCACGACCGAGAGACAAAACAAUCUGCUGCAUUCAGCCGCAUUGAUUUUCCUUCUCCGUCUCGUGUCGCCCAUAUCUCAGCUUCUCACAACCAUGCAGCAUUUGUUUUGCAAUCAGGAGAGGUGUUUACUUGUGGGGACAAUUCGUCAUUUUGUUGUGGUCAUGGAGAAGUAAGCCGCAUCGUAUUCAGGCCUACUGCAGUGGAGACAAUGAAGGGAAUUCCUUGCAAGCAAGUUGCCACUGGGAUUAAUUUUACUGUAUUUCUUACACUGCAAGGUCAAGUGUACACGUGUGGAAGUAAUGAACACGGGCAACUUGGUCAUGGAGACACUUCAGACCGGCCAGUUCCUACAGUUAUUGAAGUAUUUGAGGAGCAGGGACACAAUAUCGUUCAAAUUGCUGCUGGAGCAAGUUAUACCUUGGCUGUAACUGAUGAUGGAACUGUGCAUUCUUUCGGUUCCUGCACCAACUUUUGCCUUGGCUAUGAAGAACAACACGAUCAACUUGUACCACGCGCUAUCCAGUCAUUUAAGAGCAGGAAUAUCCAUAUACUUCGAGUUUCUGCUGGAGAUGAACAUGCAGUGGCACUCGAUUCAAGUGGAUAUGUGUAUACAUGGGGCAGAGGCUAUUGCGGAGCCUUAGGCCACGGUGAUGAGAUUAACCAGACUAGUCCUGAAUUAUUGAACAGUAUGAAGUGCAACAUUGCUGUUCAGGUGUUCGCUAGGAAAAGAAAAACUUUCGUGGUCACAGACGAAGGCCUUGUGUUUGCCUUUGGAUGGAUGUGCUUUGGUAGUUUGGGACUUUCCGACAGGGGAAGCUCCGACAAAGUUAUGGAGCCCCGCUUGCUCAGUGGCUUGAGUUCUCACCGCGUAUCUCAAAUCAGCACAGGAGCAUACCACACUGUGGCAGUCACCAAGAGAGGUGAUGUGUUUGGCUUUGGGGACAACGAAAAGGCACAGAUUGGACCUGCACAUACACUAAGUUACUUGGAACCGACAGAAAUGGCGCUACCACUGCAUAGCAAUAUGGUGGAAGAUUGUCCUCCUCCUCCUCUGGGUAGCUGA